This is a messenger RNA of Zea mays, 4187 nucleotides long. RefSeq lists its product as uncharacterized. Gene Ontology annotation, biological process: regulation of DNA-templated transcription. The transcript is spliced from 15 exons. Gene Ontology annotation, molecular function: sequence-specific DNA binding; DNA-binding transcription factor activity. Lineage: Eukaryota; Viridiplantae; Streptophyta; Magnoliopsida; Poales; Poaceae. Bases 1213 to 2343 code for a protein of 376 amino acids. The record is from RefSeq and is a predicted model, not a curated record. Gene Ontology annotation, cellular component: nucleus.
CUGCCAGCCAGCCCUGCCGUACGGUAGGUUCCCACGCAGCACAGAACUGCCCACGCAGCACACCCCACUGCGCCACUCGCGUCGCACGGAUCUCUCCUUCCCUCCAGGCUCCAGCUCCAAAGCCUCGUCGUCUUCUUCGCCCCGCCACCCGUCCUGCACACUCACAACUAGACAUCGUACCACCCAGGUGAUCUCGCGCGCCACUCCCUCCUUCCAUCCCUUAGCCCCAGCUUUACUCUCCCCUCCCGCGCCCAGAUCCCGAGGCUCCUACCCCUCGAUCGCCGCCUUCCAGCGGCCGAUCCGGCGCUGGCUCGCGGCCCCCGACAGGCACCCUACCCACCGACCGGAUCUAGCCGCCGCGUGGUUUUUGAAUUGAGCUCCCCUCGCGUCGCAUGGCGCUGGCGCGGGCCGCGCGGGUUCCUCUCUGGGCUGCUGCCGGAUCGACGGCGAUGCUAGGGUUUAGGUGUGGUUCGUGUCUAGUUAGCUGAGUGGCGCGUACGCGUUUCGUUUUGUCUUGGGGAGCCAAGCGUGGCCCGAAAUUUAUCUGGAGCAGGUGCAGCAGCCUUUUGGAGUGACGGGCUUUGAGAUUUCCAGUUUAGGGUUCGUUUUGGGUUGGUGGGAGCUCGGGUGUGUUAUGGCCAUUCUGUGCGUUAUAACUGACAUGCUUAUAAUUUCAAAAGUGUUUAGUUUGGUUAACUGCAGCUCAUGGGAGCUGGAGGGACCUCAUUCAGAUGAUCCGACAUUUACUGCAGUUUCUAUAUUCAUAGCAAGUAUUCGUGCCGUGAGAUCAUUUGUAUGUGGUUUAGGUCAAAGCUGUUUGUUUUUAAAACUAAAAAGCUUUAGGUACAAAUUCCAUGGCAGUCUUGUCUUGUGCAUGUGUAAGGUUUUGGGUGACUAUACAGUAUACACGUUUAGAAAAAAAUGUUUUCUGGGACUACCAUAUAGUUUUUAUGCUGUAUGGCGGAAGUGCCGAGUGUUAUAGUUGGUGUGAUAAAAUACUCUGCAAAAAUUGAUGAAAUUGAGCAUUAAUGAAGUUGUCUGUUUUGAUGUAGCAUAGAAAGUAAUUGACAGGAUUGCAUAUGAUCCACGCUAGUUUAUUCUGCGCUUUAAGUGAAUAGGGAUCAAGGAUAUCGUACACAACAGUUUUGCUUUAUGCUGGUUCAUUUGUCUACGGACAAUGGACUAGUUGCUGCACUGUUUCUGUGAUUCACCAUGGGAAGCAGUGGAGCAGAUACACCGUCUAAGGAGCAGCAGCCACCUGCUACCUCAGGUGCUGCAAUACCACCUGUUUAUCCAGAUUGGUCUAGCUUCCAGGCAUAUCCCCCAAUCCCACCACAUGGAUUCUUCCCCUCACCUGUGGCAUCAAGUCCACAGGGUCAUCCUUUCAUGUGGGGAGCUCAAGCUAUGAUUCCACCUUAUGGAACACCGCCACCAUAUGUCAUGUACCCCCCUGGAGUAUAUGCCCACCCAUCUAUGCCCCCGGGUGCACAUCCAUUUACUCCUUAUGCCAUUACUUCUCCAAAUGGCAAUGCUGAUGCUACUGGAACUACUGUUGCAGCUGGUAAUACUGAUGGCAAGCCCUCUGAAGGCAAAGAUAAAAGUCCAACAAAGCGAUCCAAAGGAAGUUUGGGCAGCUUGAACAUGCUUACUGGAAAGAAUCCCAGUGAACAUGGUAAGUCCUCAGGUGCAUCGGGUAAUGGAGUCACUUCUCAAAGUGGCGAAAGUGGCAGUGACAGUUCAAGCGAAGGGAGUGAAGGAAAUUCUCACAAUGAUUCACAUCACAAGGAAAGUGGACAGGAACACGAUGGGGAUGUUCGAAGUUCCCGGAAUGGUGUAUCACGUUUGCAAUCUGAGGGAAAAUUGAACCAAGCUAUGGCAAUCUUGCCCAUACCAUCAAGUGGCCCAGCAACUGAUCCAACUACAAACCUAAAUAUUGGGAUGGACUAUUGGGCCAACACAGCAAGCUCUGCUCCUGCAAUUCAUGGCAAAGCGACGUCAACAACAGUUCCAGGGGCUGUGGUCCCAGCAGAGCAGUGGACACAGGAUGAACAUGAACUCAAAAAGCAAAGAAGAAAGCAGUCCAAUAGGGAGUCUGCACGUAGAUCUAGGUUACGUAAACAGGCUGAAUGUGAGGAAUUGGCUCAACGUGCUGAUGUUUUAAAGCAGGAAAAUGCUUCACUUAGAGAUGAAGUAAACCGUAUCAGAAAAGAGUACGAGGAACUUCUAUCAAGGAAUAACUCACUAAAGGAAAAACUUGAAGGCAAACAACACAAAACUGAUGAGGCAGGACUUAACAACAAGCUGCAACAUUCUGGUGAUGACAGCCAGAAAAAAGGAAACUAAUGCUAUCAUGCAAUGCUUGCCUACAUUGGUCCUAACUAGAUUAUUGGGAGGUGCAAUUGUAGUAUGCACAUUAACUCCUUACUUUAUUGCAGUUAAUUGUUACCAGGUUGUGAUAAUGUUGAUGCCAACCUUUUGUGUGGGUGUUUCCUGUUUCAGAUCUAUCUUGGCUUAUCUUUUAGAAGCCAAGAUGUGACUGAAGCUAUAGGCUGUGACCCAAUUCACUAUAUCUGUUAGAAAUAGUGGAUAAAGUCAAACUUUCAAAUUUGAAGUGCUGACUAAUAUUGUUAUGUAUACCUGGCAAAAGACUGGUUUCCUUUUAAUUCAGUCUGGUUGAACAUUUUGCUGGGCUUUCACUACUGCCUAGUUUAUGUACAUUGUUGUUCAUAUCGGUUGUUCCUAGUUAUUUUUUGUAAUAAUUAACAAAUAGAUGAGGGACACUGUCUCAACCUCUGCACCAAUAUAUAUAUGGACACACACACACACACACACCUCUUUUUUGCGUCUAUUUUCUGUUUUACUUCAAAGUUUGCAGGUUUGUUUCAGCCCUGUUUGAUUGUGAGCCUUGGCGCUGGCGGUAUUUUUUUUAAGUUUAAAUGAUCCACCUGCUGUAGGUAAGUUUGGUUAAAAGACAUUCCUAUUUUUCUGUUUAGUGACACUGAUAUUAGUAAUCCUUUUUUUUCAUCCAUCUAUUUAAGUGUCAGCAGAAUCGUUUGUUAAACUUGCUUUCCUGAACUUGCUCUUGAUUCUGGUAAGUUUUUGGGCUCCUGGCACUUUACUUUUAUGAUCUUAUUUUGAUUUGCUUUUUACAGGAAAAUGGUUCUGGACUAUGUCUUAGAUGGGAAGCAUAGUUCAUUAGUAUGUCUGCCUUACAGGUUCUUAAGCAGGGAUCGUGGAAGAACCUGUGUUGGGAGGUGGUAGAGAAGAUGUGCCAAUGAUUGGUUUUUGGUCAAUGUCUUCUCUGGUGCCGCAGAAGUUGGAGCGGCAUAGCGAGUGCAUGUUGCCGCUUUUACUCUGUGUUGCUGUUUGCUUUAUGAUUCCUUUUAUUCCAUGGCACCUGAAUAACUCCCCCAAGUGGUAGAGAUCAGGACUUGUGAGCUCGAUGCCGGUGAAGUAGAACUUUUGACGCUUGAUGUUGGUUACGGUGAUCGUGUCACCCAAGUGGUGGGUGGGAACUGGGGACUAUGGUUCCAUUGGGAAGCCUGAUGAGGUAGUUGAACACGAGGGGCACAGUGAUGGAAUGCCUGGAUAGGAACUCCAGCACCUGGCUCAGAAAUGGACGUGACAGCAGCCUGUCGCUGGGCAUCAGGAAGGUGGUGUUACGGGGUAUCUUCUCCUGCACCAUUCUGAUGAGCAUGACGAAGGUGAAGUAGCGCACUCGCUGCAUCUCCUAUGCCAUGGUGGCAAUGCCACAGCUAACCAUCUUUGUGUAAGCAGGCGGCACACAUGUUUAAACUACAUGGACACCCUUAUUAUGAAAAUAAAAAUAUAGAAAAAACCCUCUACCUGGAUACUGUUUACAGUCUGAGCACAGUGACAGGCUUUUUUGUCUACUCUUCGACCAGUUCGGCUCUAUCUUAAGGUGCUGGCUGCAGAAAAUGAGCUUCAUGGCUUCAAUAACUAGCUGUAUGAUCUUCAGAUUCUUGGACUGUUGAACUGUUUAACGGCAGAUAUUAACAGUUGCAGCCUUACAGGUGCUUCGUCAAAUGUUGAGGCAUUGCUGCUUAAUAACUGUUUGGGGGAUAGAGUUUGGGUUAUACACUGUAGGUGAAUCUUCACGUUGAUACCACAAACAAUGUGUGGAAGUUUCAAAACCAUUAUCAUAUCAAGUGUGCAGUGAAUCUUAA